AUGUCAUUAUCGUCUUCUACCCUCUCGUUGAAAUUCAUGCAACGCGGUAUAGCCCGUUCGACACCUUCUACACCCCUUUCAGGUCAAUCAAACACCAAUAGCUCAACCGUAAACCAUUCAGAUUCUCCCUCUACCCCAGCGGCGGCGGCGGCGGCGGGACCUUCAACGUUGACUUCCACACCAGGAUCAAAUAAUGCAUAUCUGUCAGCUACUGCCUCGGCAGCUUCACGGGGAGAUAAGAUGAUCAUUCAAAAUCAAGAAGAAUGGUUUAUACCUUCUUCUACUACCAGUAAACGUGCCAAGUUCGAUGAAGGACUAAAAGGACAAUCAAGUGGUGGUAAUGUCACAGUAUUCGAGUCGAGCUACGUACCGUUCUUAUCUACCUCGGGACCAAGUAUCACGGGUGGUGGAGGAGGAAGGAUGACUUUUGGUGGAUUUGGAAAGAAACCAGAGGAAAAGGAAAAUGAAAAUGCUAAUAAAAAUGAUGAUGACGAUGACGACGAGGAAAUGGACGAUGGUGAUGAUGAUGAAAGCGAAACCAAGGCGGUCAAGAGGGAAAAGAAGGAAGCGAGGAAAAUUAAAACCGAAACAUCUUCUUCUCAACGACAGCAACGUACAUUCUUGAAACCAGCAAUAUCACCACCACCUACACCUUCGUCGUCUUCAUCAUCCCCCCGUCCAAACACCAAUACAAAUUCAAGUGCUACUCCUACUACGGACAGGAAAUCGAAAUUCAAGGCUAAUAAUUAUAAACCCCAACAGAACCAAGUUGAAAGACCGAUAUCAAUAGCAGAGAAAAUGCGUCAAACAAUAACAUCGAAUCGUAAUCCAUCUUCUCCUUCUUCGAGCUCUUCCCAUGUAUCGAACAGUGUAUCACCAGCACCAGCUCCAGGUUCUACAUCGUCGGGCUCAGGCCCAAACUCAAAGAAGGAUUCAAAGAAGAAAAGACAACAUUCUACUAAUGAGAGAGAAUCAACCGGACAAAUCUCUCAUUCAUCAACGCCUAACAAUAAGAAAAUCAAAGUUGAAUCUUCAUCAUCAUCAACUCCUAACUCAAAACAUUCCACUAAUCCAAAUAGCAGUGCGAAUCCCAAUAAGAGAAUGUCGCUGGAUGAAAGGGAAAAAAUGAUCAAAGAUGAAAAGAAGAAAUCUAAGAAAAAGGCUCAAUCUAAAGAAGGUAAAUAA
Molecule: messenger RNA, 1185 nt
Organism: Kwoniella shivajii
Lineage: Eukaryota; Fungi; Basidiomycota; Tremellomycetes; Tremellales; Cryptococcaceae
Exons: 2
Coding region: 1-1185 (394 amino acids)
Source: RefSeq, a predicted model, not a curated record